Molecule: messenger RNA, 780 nt
Organism: Polypterus senegalus (gray bichir)
Lineage: Eukaryota; Metazoa; Chordata; Cladistia; Polypteriformes; Polypteridae
Gene: bud31
Product: BUD31 homolog
Exons: 4
Coding region: 138-572 (144 amino acids)
Biological process (GO): mRNA splicing, via spliceosome
Cellular component (GO): spliceosomal complex; nucleus
Source: RefSeq, a predicted model, not a curated record
UCAUUUAUGAGACGGCUUCCUCAAAGGCCCUUUUUUCAGGCAAGUUACGCUUUAAAACAGAGACGCCGACUGGAGGUAGAUGGUUGUUAUUAACAGUUGUGUUAAUUAUUUGGUAAGAAUCGUGCAACUUUGAAAACAUGCCUAAAGUGAAAAGAAGCAGAAAACCGCCUCCAGACGGUUGGGAGCUCAUCGAGCCUACCUUAGACGAACUCGACCAAAAAAUGAGGGAGGCUGAAACAGAACCACACGAAGGUAAGAGAAAGGUGGAGUCCCUGUGGCCCAUCUUCAGGCUGCAUCAUCAGAGAAGCAGAUACAUCUUUGACCUCUUCUACAAAAGGAAAGCAAUCAGCAGAGAGCUCUAUGAAUACUGUAUCAAAGAAGGAUAUGCUGAUAAAAACCUGAUUGCCAAAUGGAAAAAGCAGGGCUAUGAAAAUUUGUGUUGUCUACGCUGCAUUCAAACUCGAGACACAAAUUUUGGAACUAACUGCAUAUGUCGAGUUCCUAAGAGCAAACUUGAAGUGGGAAGGAUUAUUGAGUGCACUCACUGUGGAUGCAGAGGAUGUUCUGGAUGAAUUGCUGCCGUUCGUAUUUCAGUAGGACUUGUAGAACGAACGUAGACGUGUGAUUUUUAGAAGUCGUGGAUCAUUGUAGAAGCAGUUUAAAUUCCAAAACAGAAGAUCAAUCCACUGUGAUCAAAUGUAUAAUGUGUUCGUUUUCUUGAUGUCCCUUUGUAUAUUUUUUCUUUAGAUCAUUUUAAAAAUAAAGAGAAAAAAAACUGUA